AUGCUCCGAAAGGUCGAUGAAGCCAGCGCAGCUCUUCGGCGUGGUGAUGCCAACCUGGCGGAGAGGGCGUGGGAAGGGCAGCGAGUCCUCCGCAAGCGCGCGCGAUCGCGAAUGAUGCUGGUGCAAGACAGCAAGAACCGGGCUUAUGUGUCUCCAACCUUGUCGAACAUGAAACUGAAUGCGCCAGUUCUGAAGCCUUUUACAGAGGCUAUGGCCGAAGCUGGGAAAAUUCGGAAGCCCGUUCGACUGAUCAAGGCAGCGCUUCACAAGUUCUACGAUGGAGAAACUGAGCAGAUGGAGGAGACUGCUGAGACUGCGGAGAUGAAACUCCGAAGGGAACGGAACAUCAACAAAACAGCAAAAGCGAUCGCGUGCAUGCUGACCGUCAUCAAACGAAAGUGGACGAAAUGGGAACAGGAGAUCCGUGACAUGGUGUAUGAUUUGGCAGCAGCUUUCUCGAAAGCAUAUUCCGAAGGACGCUGUGCGUUAGCAAAGUCCCCGAAGCGAUCUUGUUCUAGCGUCACUGGUGACACCAGCUUCGACAGUGAGAUUCACAGUGACAUGGACGACGAGUCACUGCGAGCGGAUCUGCAUUCCCUUUCCCGGGCGUCCAGUGCGCCGGAACAGUGCCUCAUUGCGCCGCCGCAAAAGGCUUUGGAGAAAGUCUUAGGAUUUUCACUGGACCCGGAGUUUUAUCGGAAGAUAGUGAAGAAGUGCGCCGGUGAUGACAAGCCUGAGGCACUGGAGCCGGUCGUGGACCUUCCCGGUGCGGGUGUAGGUUUGGUUCCAGCUCCCGAUGAAGUUGGGGCUUCGCUUGUUGUGGAGCCCCCAAUGCCCGAAGACUCGCAGGCCCCGCCCGAUCCUGUUGUGCCCGAGAGGAUCCCGGACCCGACCCCCGAGAAGCAUACGGCUCAACCUCCUUUGUCGCCUGGAAGCCCUGGAGUUGAAAUUGUUUCAGUUUCCGCAGCACCAGCUGGCGGCAAAGGCAUGUCGGCUGCUACAGGCUUGGCCCGUCAGCUUGCGGGGAUGGACCCGUCAAAGCUGAAGGAGAUACUGGAUGUUGUGAAUGAGAAGCAGCUUGACAGUAUUCGGCUGCAGAUGAAGUCCAAGGGUUUUGUGGAGGAGAAGGGAAAGGAACCAGUUGUUGAUCGUCAUGUUCGACGUAAGUUGAACUUCGAUGGCAAGUCCACGGACCAAGUCGAGACACAGCAUUGGGAGGUUCAGCCCGAGCACUACAUCGAUGCAUGGAUGAUGCAGCAGCGCAGUGAGCAUGCGACAAGGGUUGAGGCAGCAGAGGCCCGAAAGCGAGCCUUGCUGCAAGCCCGUGACAAGGAGCUUGCGGAGAUACAUCAAGAGGAGCUCAAGGCGAAACUGCGUCGACGUGAGCAGCUGAAUACUUCCUUGCGGGUCGGCAAGGACGAGGCCGAGAUUGUUGGCAAGCCAAUGGCACUGACCGCCGCCAAGAAGGCCAAGGACACAAAGGAGGACGAGCCCGAGAAGGCUGACGGGGACGACGGUGAUGGGCCCGAAGAAGCUUCGGGAUCUAAAGACAAGCCGAAGAAAGCCUCGGGAAAAAAGGCCGCGACCAAGGCAAAGGCCAAAGCCGCGCCGAAGUCGAAAGCGAAAUCCGCCCCGAAGUCGAAAGCCGCCCCGAAAUCGAAAGCCAAGGCCAAGGCCUCUGCUGCACCCGCGGUGAAGGCUGCAGAUGAUGCUUCGGAUGCCGAGGCCGAUGAUACCCGUGUUUCGGCGACGGCAACGAGUACGACUUCAAAGAAGAAGCUCAAGCGCCUCUCCUCGAAGCGCCGAUUGCUCUGCAAGGCAAAGAAGGGCAAGAAGGCAAAGGAAUCCGCUCCCACAGAGUACUAUGGUGAGUGGACGCAGGAGGAGUGGUCAGCUUGGGAGCCCCCUGCAAAAAGGGUUCGGGUUCGGGGCAAGAAGGCUGCCAGCGCAGCCGAGCCCGAGGAGACCCAUGUCCCCGACGACCCCGAGGAGCCGAAGGAGGCCGAGCCCGAGGAGGACGAGGACGACGAGGAGCAGAAGGGGGACGAGGAGAUCGCCACGUUCGCGCGGCGGUAUUGUCCUGCACGCCCAUGGUACAGGGCGAAGUUUUUGGCCAUCCGCGACGCCUUCAGAUCCCGUAUCCGGCCGUUUUUAGUGUGGCCAUGCAAGUACGAGGAUUACUUCUGGCGCCAUGUGGCCACGGCCACGAAGCAGGACCCGGUCGCGACUGCCGAGGAUUGGGUGGAUGUGGCACAGAACCUCACUUUUGAUUUCUUGAUGACAGACCGUGCCAGUAUCUUGUCUUGUGCAUUGUAA
Messenger RNA from Symbiodinium sp. CCMP2456, 2316 nucleotides. NCBI's taxonomy places the organism in Eukaryota, Dinophyceae, Suessiales, Symbiodiniaceae. The record is from the annotation of a GenBank genome assembly.